AUGCGUCAGCUAUCACCAGAAAUACCUUCACCUGUAAAACCUGCUGAACCAAAAAUUGUUGAUGAUGAUAUUGGAAAUAAAAUACCAGAUGAUGAUAUUGAAAAUCAAAUACCAGAUGAUAAAAUCGAAAUAAAACAUGAUAUAUUAGUUACGGAUUCAAAUGAAACUAAAACUGAUCUAAUUAAUCCAAUGGCAAUACUUUUUGCUAAUGGUCAACCAUUAUUAACAAAUUUUGAAGAAAAAUAUUUAAUAGAUUUAAUAUUAAAAACAACAAAUAAAGAUAUUGAAACUAUUCUUCAAGAAAAAAUUCCUUCUAUUUUACAAAUGAACUAUGGUUCUCAAUCAACAUUAUUUCAAUUAAAUAUACAAUGGAUAUUUGAUUUUCUUCUCAAACAUUUUCAAACAUUAAUCGAACAUAUUCAUUCUCGAGAAUUAUUUGAAAAAAUCUUAAAUAAAAAUAUUGAUAAAAAUAAUUCAACAAUUGUUUUUAAACAUUGGCAAUUACAAACGCUCGUUAAUGAACAUUUAAAAACAAAACAACAAUCAUCAAUGAAUUCACAAAAACGUCGAAUGACUGUUCGACAUAUUAACUUUAAUUAG
Adineta steineri is the source of this 600-nucleotide messenger RNA. NCBI's taxonomy places the organism in Eukaryota, Metazoa, Rotifera, Eurotatoria, Adinetida, Adinetidae. The record is from the annotation of a GenBank genome assembly.